Molecule: messenger RNA, 795 nt
Organism: Ixodes scapularis (black-legged tick)
Lineage: Eukaryota; Metazoa; Arthropoda; Arachnida; Ixodida; Ixodidae
Exons: 1
Molecular function (GO): nucleic acid binding; zinc ion binding
Source: RefSeq, a predicted model, not a curated record
GAAAUUGCACGGAAAAAGUGGAGGGCAAAAAGCGUCACCGGUGUCCAGUCGACAACGAGGCUUGUGCGGAUAAGCCUGAAGGAGGGCGUCACCCAAGAGCGCCUCCCACACCAGCUGAAGAUUGCUGGCGGCAAUGUCCUCGUCGUUGCGCCGGGGCGCGCGCCACUGUGCCUCCGGUGGAAGGGAAGAGGACAUAUUCGACGGGAGUGUCGUGUCCCAAGGUGCGACGGAUGUCAUCGCAUCGGGCACGAACGUGAGAACUGCGCUAGGAGCUACGCAGCCGUGACGCAAAAGGCAGCAGGGACCGGAGACGGUACAACCCUUGAGAUGGAGGAGGAGGAAGCAGAGGAUGCCGCACGGGAAACGGAGCCGGAGGUACCCGCUCCUGUGCGUAAGGACAAGGCCGCUGUUGCCGCAGCAGACGGUGUCAACACCCCGGGGGAACAGUACGGAAAAGACACGGAGGAACCAGCCAGUUCACAAGGGUCUAGCGAAGGGUAUGACGUCGCGGUUGUCCCCCAAGACCAAGACCCAGAGCAGCCAAGCGGUGCAGGUAGCCAAGUCACAGAAACAGUCGACAAGGAGGGCGCUAACGUAAGACACGUCAAUCACUACGAUUCCGACAUGCACGAAGCCGGCACGGAGUUGAAGCAGCGGCAGGGCGGGCACGCUGGGGAGGGCAACCUCACAGCGUGCUCCGAGUUCAAGUGGCGAACGCAGAUGGUGAAGAAGGAGCGAUUCAAUCCGAACCUACGCAUGCCGCAGGAAGACCAUCGACGAACAGCUCCUCAAUAG